Molecule: messenger RNA, 5718 nt
Organism: Lates calcarifer (barramundi perch)
Lineage: Eukaryota; Metazoa; Chordata; Actinopteri; Centropomidae
Gene: pgap4
Product: post-GPI attachment to proteins GalNAc transferase 4
Exons: 2
Coding region: 332-1537 (401 amino acids)
Biological process (GO): GPI anchor biosynthetic process
Cellular component (GO): Golgi membrane
Molecular function (GO): glycosyltransferase activity
Source: RefSeq, a predicted model, not a curated record
CUACUACCGUGCCUGUGAGCUGGGUUAGUAGUGAUGUUUGGACAUGGCAGCGAUCAGUGAACAGCAGCUGCUCCACAACUCAACACACAGACAAACAGGACCGAGCUGAAACUCUCCCCUCUCUUCACAAAAAAGAAGAAGUGCCAACACCCGCCUCAGUUUCCACACUGCAGAUCAGUUCACAGCCGGUUCAUCAGGUUUCACCGCUGUGGUCAGUGCUGUGGGUUCUCUAAAGCAAACUUCAAGCUGGGGACACCGUAAAUGUUGACCCUCCUGAGCAGAACUCAGUCUGACUAGUCACCUGUGUUGGCUGCAGCCGGCUGAUUCACCAAUGCCUCGAUGGAAAGCGUUCUUCAGUCAGUACUUGCGAUGGUCCAGCACCGUCACUCAAGCCUUCGUCCUGUGCGUCGUCACGUUCUGCGUUGUUCUUCCUCUGUGCUGCCAUCAGCUGCUUUACUCCUACUUCUUCAUCAGGUCCAUGUACCUGGACUCCAUGAGUGAGGAGGUCCUGCAGGAAAGUCUCAGCCGGGGUCAGGACGCCCUGCGCUUCUGGCAAAGCGCUUCCACCACCACGGCAGCGGCUGCAGCGUCUUCCAGACUCAGCGACAUCGCCCAGCAUCCUGAGCUGCUGGUUACUGUGGUGACAGCCAGAAGGAAUGAGGGGCGGGACUUCCACUACCUGCUCCAGGUGAUGCGGCAGCUGAGCGGCAUUGUGGGAAGCUGCGGGGAGCGGCGGUGUGCAGAGGUUGUGGUUUGUGAUGUGGAAAGCGGUCCUCAGGAAAACCAGGACGCCAAGCUGCUGGAGGCCCACUUUAAGGUGAUCCGACGUUCCCCUCAGGAGCAACUGAAGAACCGGGAACAUAUCAACACCUUCGAGAGGGAGAAGAGGGAUUACGUCUUUUGUCUUCGUAAGGGAUGGGAGCUCGUGAAGCCCAAAAACAUGGUUGUCCUAGAGGAUGAUGCUUUGCCAAGACAAGAUUUCUUCACGGUUGUAAAGGACCUUCUGUCACGUCGUUUUGCCUUCCACACCCUUUACAUCAAGCUGUAUCACCCUGAAAGGCUGCAACGCUACUGGAACCCGGAGCCUUACCGCAUCCUGGAGUGGGUGGGGCUGGGGUUGGUGGGAGCAACGGCCCUCCUCCUCACCUUUCCUUACUGGAACCCCUGCUCUUUCUCCUUCACGCUGUCAGCCGGCCACCUCAUCUUCUUCACCCUCUACUUCAUGGCUGCUGCGGAGCUGCUGGGUCGGCACUAUCUUCUGGAGAUCCGGAGGUUUUCCCCGCAGCUCUACGCCGUCUCCCCGGCCACCGAGUGUUGCACCCCAGCCAUGCUGUACCCUGGCAACGCCUCGCUCAGGGUGGCUGAAUAUCUGGACGGGUCAUUCUGCAUCAAGGGAAACGCCAAGGACAUGGUUCUGUACCACAUGGCGAGGACGAUCCCCGGGGAAAGGUCUCACAGCGUUGAACCCAACCUCAUCACCCACAUCGGGGCUUAUUCCUCGGUCAGGGCCAACCCAUCGAGGCCCAAACUCCUCUGACAGAACCAAGAGGAGGUGGAUAAGCAUGGAUUUAAUCCAGUUCCUCUUCACUUGGUUCUACUUUUCUUUUCUGCCACCGUCUGGACUCUUCAGACAUGUGAAGACAUCGCUCAGUGAGUAUUGGUUUGGUGAUUUGCAGGUGAAAAGGUGUCAAGGCGUCAACAUGAAAACUAGGCUACGUUAGGUUGAAAUAUUUUGAAGGUUCCAACUUAUUUUUCAUUUCAGUGAAGCAGGUUCAGUAAAGGACAUGUCUCAACUGAAGUUCAGUUUCAACCAAACUUAGCCUGGUUUUUGGACUUUUCUGGACUUAAACUACCCUCACUGAGCCGUGUUUUCAGUUUGUGACCAGGCGUCAUAUCAUCAUGCUGGAUAACUGAAGCGUUAGGUGCUUCUGUUAAUGCUGGGUUAAUUCUUCUGCCUGGGUUCAUGAGACUCUUUUCAAACCCAUCUAAUGCUGCCUGACUGCUUCAUCGUCCACUUUUAAAAGAUACAGAUUAUUAAGAAGGUAAGAUUAUUGAAGGAUUUGUUCACUGUUCACCCAAACCUCGUUAAAACUGGGGUGGAGUUUUGAUAGCAUUUUAUUGAAUCUCUUCCUCCACAAUUUGAGAAGUGGUUUGCAGAAAUCAACUUACCAGACCACAGCUAAGUAUAACCAUGCAUAUCAGGAGUUCACUUUUAUUGGGUUUAAACAUUACAGAGACUAUCAGUCAGGCCUUCAAACACCAGGGCGGGUCUCUGUUCAGACAGUGUUAUCUCCUCUGGUUGCAAAACAGGACUUGUGUCAGGUUGUAGUGACUAGUUCUCUUUGCUACAUUCAUUCGGGAAACAGGAAGUUGUUGCAAGGGUACAGUUGACGAACAGUGAACACAUCUUUUAUGGCGACUAACCUUGAGGUUAGAUGAAGUCAAAGUCUUUACAACCAGGAUUCACUGAGGAUGUGACCCUCUGUUUUGUUUUUAUUUCUGUUCUGGCCUUUUAUCUUUAACAGUUGUGUUUUUGUACAAAAUUUUGAAACACUAAUGAGUCAUGUGGUUACAUCAUCUCUGUGGUCCAACCUUACAGUAGAAUACAGUAGAGCAAUAUUUCACUGUCACAGUUCUGCUGUUGGAGAAAUGACUGCUAUGACAGUACCUCAGAGUUUAUGUGAUCUACAGAGCAGUGACACGACCAAACCUCCAACACCUGGGGAGUUUCCCCAAGAACCUUUACAGGAGCAGUCUGAGAUUUUACCUAAAUCGACCACUCACUAUUUUAUUUACGUGGGAGGGAAGGUAAUGACGGGAAAGAUUGCUAUGUUUACGAUUUGUGAGUGUUCACAAACCUGACAACCCCAGUAUGAGCUAGGCUAGCAGUUUCCCGCCACUUCCGGUCUUUGUGCUAAGCUAGGCUAAUCACACUGUGGAUCUUUCUCACUCACAGAAAAUAAACUGGCUCUGACUCUGAAGAUGACAGAGAGCAGGAUUUACUAAAAUGUCAGACUGUUUAUAGAGUGGUGCAGGACUGAGUCCUAAAUCCUUGAAAUAUGUUAGCAUUUUAGCAUUUUAGUUAGCCGGUUCCCUCGUCCCUGAGUCAAUAAGGUCUGUAGUUUUAACCACAGACCUUAUUGACUCCAGGCAGAACCAGGCUGAUGCUAACUUCAGGUUGGACUACAGAAACACAUCAUCACUGCAGGACUCUAUUUACCACCAACCUAGCGUCUCACUGACCACUCUGAAUGUGCCUUCGAUGUUUCAGACUUUGAACAUCAGUAUCACCCAUGACUCAGUUCUGGAUGAAUUUUCUGUUACAAUAUUUGGGUGCUCUUAAUUUGCACAUAAUUGUUUGUUGUAAUCAAAUUACAUGAAUACUGUAAGAAUUACAGGAAGUAGCUGCCAAAGUAAAACCAUCAGGCCUAUGAGAGUUCCAGAGACUGCCACUGAAAUUACACCAGAGAUAAACCACUUCCUGUUAUCAGCUCUAAGCCGCCAAAUUAAGAGUUUGAUUCUCAGAUUUAAAUUACAACCGUGGUAGAUUAUGGAUUAGUGCUUAUUGUGUAAAACACAGUUGGCAGCAAGAAAAAAAAGUAACAGCAUUUUUUAAAGGGAGUUGACAUCUUUAUGCAGAAUAUUUUGAAUCCAGAACAAAAGUGGAUGAACGGAGUUUAAAUAACGAAAUGACGACAUAUUUAUUAGACUGUUUUAAUGAGGAAUGUUCUGCUUCCUGUCGUGUUAAAGGAACAUGACGAAAGGAAAAAAAAAAGGUUUUUAUUUUAUUUACACAUAUUUUAGAGGAACAGUUUGACAGUGGCAUCGUUCCAGGAUUUUCCCAAAAACGUCAAACUGUUCCUGAGAGGAAACAUAUCAGAUGUUCAUUGAUCAUGUUAUGCUCCAUAUUAGCAUGUGACAGACAGGUCUGACCUCCACCUUUGUUUAGUAGGAAGAUAUGCAAAAUUAAAAUAUAUAGAGAGCAAAAAUAAUACUGUUAAUAAUGUGGAAAGUCAGUUUUAUUUAUUUUUUACCUCCAGAUCACAAAUACUGUUGUUGUUUUGAGUGAUAAUUUAAAAAAUAUCAGACAUGAACGGCAGCAUGAGAUUAACUUAAAGAUGUUUAAACUGAGCAUCUUCACUAAAAUUAAAGAUUGAUUAUUGCUGAUGAAACAUAUCCUCUUUGUUAAAGGGAACUGCUGCUGAUCAAUUAACAGUUUGACAACUAACCAGAAGAAGAAUCUGCAUUUAACUAAGAACUUUAUUUUCAGUGUUGGCAGCUAAAAAGGGCUGUAAACAUGAUUUAUUAUAAAUGGCUGACGUCAACAUUAAAUUGCACUUUAUUAAAAAAUAUACAGUACAAUACGUACACAUAUAAAAUAAGGAAAUAAACGGUUAUUUUCUGAAAUGAAUGCUGAAAUGUAAAGGAAAGAAAAAAGUAAAAACAAUCUGUAUUAUUAAGAUAAAUGAUGGCAGCAGCUGUAAAGAAUGAACAGCUCCAGUGUGUAGGCAGAUAUUAACAUAUAAACAGAAAUAUAUCUGUUAGCUGUUUCUUUGUUUUCCUCAGUUUUGCUGCUUUCUGAUACUGAGAACUGACAAUAUUAAUAUCUAAAAUAAAACUUAUUUAGUCAAGGGUUUGGUUUAAGUUUGGUUUGGGUUUUGUUCCUGUCGUACAUAUAGGAUUUUACUUCAUAUUUAAUCAUAAAGUAUUGCUGCGUCUGUCCUUCAUUCAGUGCAAUAGUCAUUUAAAUUUACUUAACUUUGUGUGACGUUUGAAUGUUUUACUCUUUAAUGUUUCUCAUGUGUUUUCUUUUCACUUCAGUGAAAAACACUUUAAAGAAUAACUCUGGUAUUUUUAACCUGACACUUAUUUUCCCAUGGUUUUGGGGUGUAAAUGAUUAAUAGGGUUAAAAAUCUUUGGGACUGAGACAGAACGGUGACGAUCAUGAACAGCUGCUGUAAAAUUAUCAGUUCACUAAAGUUCUAACCAGAAACAUCUCUAUAUCUCUCUACCAGACUCCAUUGACAAAAACAGGGAUUUAACCAGGAGCUGCUGGAAUACCACUGCCUCCAUCUGUUAGUGUGUCUGUGUUACUGUGUGGUACUUUUACUUCAGUAAAGUAUCUGAUUACUUCUUCCUCCACUGACAGUCACACAGUAACACAGACACACUAACAGAUGGAGGCAGUGGUAUUCCAGCAGCUCCUGGUUAAAUCCCUGUUUUUGUCAGUGGAGUCUGGUAGAGAUAUAUAGAGAUGUUUCUGGAUCUUCCUCUUUAAUAAAAAGCUCUGUCUCUGUAGGAAUCCUGUCAUCAUGCUGUCAGACACUGAGAAGAACAAUCAGGUUCAAAAACACCAGAGUUGUCCUUUUACAACAUUUAAGAGAUUGAAGAUUUAUCUGAAGCUGGAUUUUAUUUCUUUUUUAUUUGACUUUAUUUUUACAUUUUGGCAGAAUAAUUCUCUGAAAUGAUCCCUGACAUUUUAACGUGUAACCAACCAAAGGCUGGUGUUCUCUUGAAUGUGACUUAAGAUGGAAAAAUGCUCAAAUCUGAAAUUUGAAAACAAAGGAUUGAUUUUACUCAAAUAAGGUGUGAAGAUGCAAAUGAAAUCUUUUCUGUUUGUAGAUCACAGUUUUGGAUUUUGACACGUUGUCCUGUUUACACUGUGACUCUCACUGUUUUCUACAUUUAAAACACAAUAAAUCACCGGGUUUGAAGCCG